This is a messenger RNA of Micropterus salmoides (largemouth bass), 1031 nucleotides long. RefSeq names its product zona pellucida sperm-binding protein 3-like. Gene Ontology annotation, molecular function: acrosin binding. Bases 38 to 1003 code for a protein of 321 amino acids. Gene Ontology annotation, cellular component: extracellular matrix. Gene Ontology annotation, biological process: binding of sperm to zona pellucida; egg coat formation; positive regulation of acrosome reaction. The transcript is spliced from 8 exons. NCBI's taxonomy places the organism in Eukaryota, Metazoa, Chordata, Actinopteri, Centrarchiformes, Centrarchidae. The record is from RefSeq and is a predicted model, not a curated record.
GACAAAGUUGGUUGAAAUCCUGUGUCAUGUUGACAGAAUGUAUGUGAGAAUCAGGAGAGAGGUCUUUAAGACUCGUGACGCAUACAAAUACUUGAAACUAGGCACCUGUCCUGUUAACAAAGGUACCAAAGAACAUUACUACCUUGAGUACCUUCUGAGAACUGACUGUGGAUUUGAGAAAAAGAGUCAUCCAGAUUAUCUGUCCUUUAGCAAUGUGCUCCACUACAGGCCAACUGGUCCAGUUUUAAGGGAAAUGCCAUUUGAUAUUCCCCUGAACUGUAACUAUCCCAGGUUUUUCCACUCCUAUAAAGUUGGCUUCUAUCCUGAUCGCAUGGGUGCAGUUUUCAAACGACUCCAACCUAAAACUAGUUUCACCCUUACUCCUCAAGAUGCAUCAGGUAAUGAAAUCACUGGAACCAAAACCUUCACCUUGGGCGAGCCGAUGUACUUUGAGGCCACGCAACCUGACCGCACUGCACAGUUGGGAGGCCAGAGGAUAUACAUCGACAAGUGCUUUGUGACAGCCUCCCGAGACCCCAAUUCAAAUCCUCGAUAUACGGUCGUUGACAACCAAGGGUGCAUGAUUGAUGGCAAAGAGAACGAACAGUCAAGGUUCCUCGCUGGCGCCUCAGAGAUGGUCCAGAAAUUCAGUCUGGGUGCCUUGAUUUUCAAGAAUGGCGUUUCCGCUUCCUCCUCACAGCAACUCUACAUGCACUGCGAGAUCUCUGUGGGGACACGUACUCCAACUCAGGGCUCAAAGGCUUGCAAUUAUGAUCCAGCGACCAAAACGUGGAAGGAGCUGUACUCUGAUGACUCCGUGUGCACCUGCUGUGACUCGACCUGCUCCUUGGCACAGCCUAAGGCUUCUAGGGGUAUGAUCUCAAGUCACUCUUGGGAGGUCGUCGCAAGCGGCAAGGAUGACUAUGCAGCGGUUGACCCUCGGAUGAAUUCCCUUGACGUGGCAGAGCAUGAAGACUUAAAGCAAUGGGAAAAUGAUUACUGACAGAAUUAUGUAGACAUGAUUUUUAAAU